Messenger RNA from Gambusia affinis (western mosquitofish), 2216 nucleotides. RefSeq names its product milk fat globule EGF and factor V/VIII domain containing b (gene mfge8b). NCBI's taxonomy places the organism in Eukaryota, Metazoa, Chordata, Actinopteri, Cyprinodontiformes, Poeciliidae. The record is from RefSeq and is a predicted model, not a curated record. Bases 132 to 1439 code for a protein of 435 amino acids. The transcript is spliced from 9 exons. Gene Ontology annotation, molecular function: calcium ion binding.
UUUAUAGCGCUCGAGCCACCGCAGCAGCAGCGUCCAAACCAAACCGCCGCGGAGCUCCAACUGAGCCGUUGUCCCGCAGACUGACAAACUGCAGCUUCUUAUUUGUUUUUCGACCGACGGAAACAGCGGCCAUGGAGGAGCAGGCGCGUUACUUCUUUUGGGCGCAACUUCUCGCAGCUUGCCUGGUGUUUGGAGUGAAAGGUGACCUCUGUGAAGUGAACGUUUGUAAACAUGGGGGAACCUGUGUGACCGGCACAGGGACUCCGUUCAUUUGCAUCUGCCCCGACGGCUUUUCAGGUGAAACCUGCAAUGAGACUGAGACAGGGCCUUGUAGCCCCAACCCCUGUCAGAACGACGGCGUCUGCGAGGCGACUGGCCAGAGCCGCCGCGGUGACGUCUUCACCGAGUACAUCUGCAAAUGUCAGCCCGGCUAUGAAGGAGUCCACUGCCAAACCAACGUAAACGACUGUGUCGGCCAGCCGUGUGAGAACGGCGGCACCUGCCGGGACUUGGACGGAGACUUCAAAUGCCACUGCCCCUCUCCAUAUGUGGGCAAACAUUGCCAACUGCGUGAGUGUAACCGACUCGCACCGUCAUCGUCUUACAGAAUGGCGGCAGAAGUGCUCGGGCGAGUGAUCGAUGACUUAAUGGAAGGAGUAAUCAAAGAGUCCCAGAUCACGGCCUCGUCGAUCCGCUACACCAUGCUGGGUCUGCAGCGCUGGGGCACGGAGCUGGCCCGCCUCCACAACAAGGGACUGGUCAACGCGUGGAGCGCUGCUCCUCAUGACAAGAACCCCUGGAUACAGAUCAACAUGCAGAGGACGAUGCGUUUCACGGGCAUCGUGACGCAGGGUGCCAGUUGCAUCGGCACAGCAGAAUUCAUCAAGGCCUUCAAAGUGGCUUCCAGUCUGGACGGCAGGACGUACACCAUGUACAGGACCGAAGGACAGAGAAGGGACCAGGUGAGGAUGACACCUGUGUCUCGCCUGGUGUUGGACCGCCAGAUCACGGCUUCCAGCACCUUCCGCACCUGGGGCAUGGACGCCUUCACCUGGCUGCCGCAGUACGCCCGGCUGGACAAGCAGGGCAAGACCAACGCCUGGAUUCCCGCCACUAACAGCCGGUCUGAGUGGCUGCAGGUGGACCUGUCGUCUCCCAAGAGGAUAACAGGAAUCGUCACUCAGGGAGCAAAAGACUUCGGCUCUAUCCAGUUUGUUUCAUCGUUCAAAAUAGCCCACAGUAAUGAUGGAAGGUCCUGGACUGUCCUGCAGGACGAAACCACGCGCAAAGACAAGAUCUUUACUGGCAACAGCGACAACAACGUUCACAAGAAGAACAUCUUCGAGCCGCCGUUCUACAGCCGCUACGUCCGCGUCCUGCCCUGGGAGUGGCACGAGCGCAUCACCCUUCGGAUGGAGCUGCUGGGCUGUGACGAGUAGCAAGGUCUCUGCUCUACGUUCACAUCACACCUCCCCCACCCUGCCCCAAUCCUCUGUUCUUUCCUCCUGAGCCGUACCUGCACUGCCUUGCUCUCAGCCCUAGGGGGCAGCAAACGAUAGCGUAGCACUCCACCAAAAGCAUGGCUGCUCCGAGGUGGGAGUCGUUACCCCCUAACCACUGUGAGCAGAAUCUCGAUUCAGCUAAACUUGCCUGUUCUUUUUUUUUUUUUUGGUUGUUUUUGUUUUUCCUGUUUUGAAUCAAAUCGCUUCAAGAAGCAGAGCAAGGUCCGCUCUUAUCCCCCCAUGUUUUAUGAAAUAAAAGUGUUAACUUCCUCCUCCUCCUCGUGUCGGAAGUCAGGGCGACUCAGUUAGUGCUGCUUGAACUCUGAUCCUGGAUCAGCUCUACCUGGAACAGCGAACCUCAGAGACCCACAGCUGGUGAUGUACAUAACCCAACCUUCAGUCCAACACUUACUGUCCCUUCAAAUCCGUAUGUAGAUUAUCUCUAGACAACUCUUUGAGGUGUACAUAUAUGGUAGUUUUAUCCUAAAAAAAAGUAUUUUAUCUAGAAACCUAAAAGUUUUAUGAACAUGUUUGCUGUGAUUCUGUUAAGUAAACUAAAUAGUGUUUAUAAGAGUUUUAUAUUGGUGAAAAAUCUAAAGUAAGACCAGUUUAUGUUCCUUUUUCCUCCUUUGUUUUGUGAGGUUCGACAUCCAGAGAGUAAACUCUGUAUUUAUUAAUUCCUCAGGAAGCAUAAAUUUUUUAUUUUUUUUUAAA